Messenger RNA from Cercocebus atys (sooty mangabey), 5402 nucleotides. RefSeq names its product collagen, type XVI, alpha 1 (gene COL16A1). The transcript is spliced from 72 exons. Lineage: Eukaryota; Metazoa; Chordata; Mammalia; Primates; Cercopithecidae. Bases 384 to 5255 code for a protein of 1623 amino acids. The record is from RefSeq and is a predicted model, not a curated record.
AGUCCAGCCGCCUCUGCUGCUGCUGGAGCCCCCUCUCGGCCCUCCUCCUCCUCCUCCUCCCUGGCGGGCCAGUCCAGCUGUGUUCCAUUAGUGUCCCUGGCAGGUCCCCAGCCCCCUGGAACCGCCCCUCUUCCCCCACCCAGUCCCCGGCAGGCGUGCAGGGCAGUCCCCGGCAGGCGUGCGCCGGGCCGCAGACAGCCGGGAGAGCUCCAGAGAGUGUCAGGAAGCUGGGGACCUGUGACUGUCAGGGAGAGAUGGAGAACCCCCAGCGGGCCUGAGGAACCCAGCCUCUGCUUCCUCCGGCUGCUGCCUGCACUGCUCAGCGAGGUGGGGGGAUCCCCGGCCACCGGUGCUGUGGCUGUAGCCGACCUCUUUGGACCAGGAUGUGGGUAUCCUGGGCUCCUGGCCUGUGGCUGCUCGGUCUUUGGGCUACCUUCAGCCAUGGGGCAAAUACAGGUGCACAUUGCCCACCUUCACAGCAGGAAGGACUCAAAUUGGAACACAGUAGUAGCCUGCCAGCCAAUGUGACUGGCUUCAACCUCAUCCGCCGACUCAGCCUCAUGAAGAUGUCUGCCAUCAAGAAGAUCCGCAACCCCAAGGGGCCUCUCAUCCUGCGCCUGGGGGCAGCCUCCGUGACCCAGCCUACGCGACGAGUAUUCCCUCGGGGCCUCCCGGAGGAGUUUGCCCUGGUGCUGACACUACUGCUGAAGAAACACACCCACCAGAAGACGUGGUAUCUGUUUCAAGUGACCGAUGCAGAUGGGUAUCCACAGAUUUCCCUGGAAGUCAACAACCAAGAGCGGAGCCUGGAGCUCAGGGCCCAGGGCCAGGAUGGCGACUUUGUGUCCUGCAUCUUCCCAGUGCCCCAGCUCUUCGACCUGCGUUGGCACAAGCUGAUGCUGAGUGUGGCUGGACGUGUGGCCUCUGUGCAUGUGGACUGCAGCUCAGCCUCCUCCCAGCCUCUGGGGCCCCGGCGACCCCUGAGGCCUGUGGGCCAUGUAUUUCUAGGCUUGGACGCUGAGCAGGGCAAGCCUGUCUCGUUUGACCUUCAGCAGGUGCACAUCUACUGUGACCCGGAGCUCGUGCUGGAGGAGGGCUGCUGUGAGAUUUUACCAGCAGGGUGCCCCCCAGAGACCUCCAAGGCCCGCCGGGAUACCCAGAGCAAUGAGCUCAUUGAGAUCAAUCCACAGUCUGAAGGCAAGGUCUACACCCACUGCUUCUGCCUGGAGGAACCUCAAAACAGCCAGGUGGAUGCCCAGCUAACGGGAAGAAUCAACCAGAAGGCAGAAAGGGGAGCAAAGGUCCAUCGGGAGACAGCAGCCGAUGAGUGUCCACCCUGUGUCCAUGGUGCCCAGGACAGCAAUGUGACACUUGCUCCCUCUGGCCCCAAGGGAGGGAAAGGUGAGCGGGGCCUGCCUGGUCCACCAGGCUCCAAGGGAGAGAAGGGAGCACGGGGCAAUGACUGUGUUCGAAUCUCCCCGGAUGCCCCACUUCAGUGUGCAGAAGGUCCAAAGGGAGAGAAGGGGCAGUCAGGAGCUCUGGGACCCUCAGGACUCCCAGGCUCAACAGGCGAGAAGGGCCAGAAAGGCGAGAAGGGCGACGGAGGCCUCAAGGGUGUGCCGGGAAAGCCAGGCCGGGACGGCCGGCCAGGAGAGAUCUGUGUCAUUGGGCCCAAAGGGCAGAAGGGAGACCCUGGCUUUGUUGGGCCUGAGGGGCUGGCAGGAGAGCCCGGACCCCCUGGCCUCCCUGGACCCCCUGGGAUAGGACUGCCUGGGACCCCGGGGGAUCCAGGUGGCCCACCAGGCCCUAAGGGAGACAAGGGCAGCUCUGGGAUCCCAGGAAAGGAAGGCCCUGGUGGGAAACCUGGGAAACCAGGUGUGAAGGGAGAGAAGGGUGACCCCUGUGAAGUGUGUCCAACACUGCCUGAAGGGUUCCAGAGCUUUGUCGGACUCCCUGGAAAGCCAGGGCCCAAAGGGGAGCCUGGUGAUCCUGUAUCAGCCAGGGACCACCCGAAAACUGUCGGACAAAAAGGCGACAGGGGAGACCCUGGCAUCCAAGGCAUCAAAGGAGAGAAGGGGGAGUCCUGCUUGUCCUGCAGCUCGGUUGUAGGGGCCCAGCAUCUUGCAUCCUCCACAGGGGCCAGUGGAGAUGUGGGCUCCCCUGGCUUUGGUCUGCCUGGCCUUCCGGGGAAAGCUGGGUUGCCAGGGCUGAAAGGAGAGAAGGGUAACUUCGGGGAGGCAGGGCCAGCUGGCAGUCCAGGGCCACCAGGACCAGUGGGACCAGUAGGCAUCAAAGGGGCUAAGGGGGAGCCCUGUGAGCCGUGUCCAGCCCUGUCCAACCUUCAGGAUGGGGAUGUCCGUGUGGUGGCCUUGCCUGGCCCAUCCGGAGAGAAGGGGGAACCUGGGCCUCCAGGCUUUGGCUUGCCAGGAAAACAGGGCAAGGCUGGAGAGCGUGGACUGAAGGGGCAGAAGGGUGAUGCUGGGAAUCCCGGAGACCCUGGAACGCCGGGAACCACAGGGCGGCCAGGACUGUCAGGAGAGCCUGGAGUUCGGGGCCCUGCGGGGCCAAAAGGAGAAAAGGCUGUACCCAUCUUUGACCAGGGUGAUGGCUGCACUGCCUGCCCCAGCCUGCAGGGGACAGUGACAGAUGUGGCAGGACGGCCUGGGCAGCCCGGCCCCAAAGGAGAACCGGGUCCCGAAGGCAUGGGCCGACCUGGUAAACCCGGCCAACCCGGUCUACCAGGAGUACAAGGACCCCCAGGUCUGAAGGGCAUGCAGGGAGAGCCAGGGCCUCCAGGAAGGGAAGUCCAGGGACCCCAGGGGGAGCCUGGAGCCCCGGGUUUGCCUGGCAUUCAGGGACUUCCGGGACCUCGGGGACCACCUGGCCCCACUGGAGAGAAGGGUGCCCAGGGAUCUCCAGGGGUGAAAGGAGCCACCGGACCCAUGGGACCUCCUGGGGCCAGUGUCUCUGGGCCUCCGGGCCAUGAUGGGCAGCAAGGACAGACGGGACCCAGAGGGACACCAGGUGAAAAGGGACCACGAGGAGAGAAGGGUGAGCCAGGGGAGUGCUCCUGCCCCUCUCGAGGAGACCUCGUCUUCUCUGGCAUGCCGGGUGCUCCGGGACUUUGGAUGGGCAGCUCCUGGCAGCCGGGCCCGCAGGGUCCACCAGGUAUUCCUGGACCACCAGGCCCCCCUGGAGUGCCCGGGCUGCAGGGAGUGCCUGGAAACAACGGUUUGCCAGGACAGCCUGGGCUCACUGCGGAACUGGGAUCCUUACCAAUUGAACAGCACCUCCUUAAGAGUAUCUGCGGGGACUGUGUCCAGGGGCAGAGGGCCCACCCAGCAUACCUCGUGGAGAAGGGAGAGAAGGGAGACCAGGGCAUCCCUGGUGUGCCAGGCCUCGACAACUGCGCCCAGUGCUUUUUGUCGCUGGAGCGCCCAAGAGCCGAGGAGGCCCGGGGCGACAACAACGAGGGAGAUCCCGGAUGCAUUGGGAGCCCAGGCCUGCCUGGUCCUCCGGGAUUGCCAGGCCAGAGAGGAGAAGAGGGUCCGCCUGGCAUGAGGGGCUCCCCGGGUCCUCCAGGCCCUAUUGGCCCCCCAGGUUUUCCUGGUGCUGUUGGCUCCCCCGGAUUGCCUGGCCUUCAAGGAGAGCGAGGCCUCACAGGCCUGACUGGAGACAAGGGGGAGCCGGGUCCUCCAGGGCAACCAGGUUACCCAGGUGCCAUGGGCCCCCCAGGACUGCCUGGCAUCAAGGGGGAACGUGGCUACACCGGGUCAGCGGGAGAGAAAGGAGAGCCGGGCCCCCCAGGAUCUGAAGGCCUCCCGGGCCCCCCAGGCCCAGCGGGUCCCAGAGGAGAGCGAGGACCCCAAGGGAACUCGGGUGAGAAGGGCGACCAGGGAUUUCAAGGCCAGCCAGGCUUUCCGGGCCCACCGGGUCCCCCUGGAUUCCCAGGCAAAGUUGGAGCACCUGGCCCACCUGGCCCUCAAGCAGAGAAGGGCAGCGAAGGGAUUCGAGGCCCAUCAGGCAUGCCUGGUUCCCCUGGGCCACCGGGACCUCCUGGGAUUCAGGGCCCCGCCGGUCUGGAUGGUCUGGAUGGGAAGGACGGCAAGCCUGGCUUGAGGGGGGACCCUGGUCCUGCUGGCCCCCCUGGACUCAUGGGACCACCGGGCUUCAAGGGGAAAACAGGACAUCCUGGCCUCCCAGGACCUAAGGGUGACUGUGGCAAACCAGGUCCCCCUGGCAGCACUGGCCGGCCUGGCGCAGAGGGUGAACCUGGUGCCAUGGGACCCCAGGGAAGACCUGGUCCCCCCGGCCACGUUGGGCCACCAGGGCCUCCAGGCCAGCCAGGACCCGCUGGGAUCUCUGCAGUGGGUCUAAAAGGAGACCGAGGAGCCACCGGAGAAAGGGGCCUUGCAGGCCUCCCAGGCCAGCCCGGCCCCCCUGGACACCCUGGCCCCCCGGGUGAACCUGGUACGGAUGGUGCAGCUGGCAAAGAGGGACCCCCUGGAAAGCAGGGACUCUAUGGACCUCCUGGUCCCAAGGGUGAUCCGGGAGCCGCAGGACAGAAGGGCCAGGCAGGAGAGAAGGGGAGAGCCGGCAUGCCUGGUGGGCCUGGCAAGAGUGGUUCCAUGGGGCCUGUUGGGCCACCAGGCCCUGCAGGAGAGAGAGGCCACCCUGGAGCUCCAGGGCCUUCAGGGAGCCCUGGCUUGCCUGGUGUGCCUGGCUCCAUGGGAGACAUGGUGAAUUAUGAUGAAAUCAAGAGGUUCAUCAGACAAGAGAUCAUUAAAAUGUUUGAUGAGAGAAUGGCUUACUACACCUCCAGGAUGCAGUUCCCCAUGGAGAUGGCAGCGGCUCCGGGACGACCAGGGCCCCCAGGGAAGGAUGGUGCUCCCGGCAGGCCAGGCGCUCCAGGGUCACCUGGGCUCCCUGGUCAGAUUGGCAGAGAAGGACGGCAGGGCUUGCCAGGAAUGAGAGGACUGCCUGGUACCAAAGGUGAAAAGGGGGACAUUGGUGUUGGCAUUGCAGGAGAAAACGGUCUUCCCGGCCCCCCAGGUCCUCAAGGUCCUCCAGGCUAUGGCAAGAUGGGCGCAACAGGACCAAUGGGCCAGCAAGGCAUCCCUGGCAUCCCUGGGCCCCCGGGUCCCAUGGGCCAGCCAGGCAAGGCUGGCCACUGUAGCCCCUCUGACUGCUUUGGGGCCAUGCCGAUGGAGCAGCAGUACCCACCCAUGAAAACCAUGAAGGGGCCUUUUGGCUGAAAUCGCCACCUGCCUUUGGAUGAAGGACUCCGUUGGGAAUAAACGGCCAAAGCUUAUAGGACUCUGUGACAGGUUGUGAAUGUUUUUGUUGUUGGUGUUAUUUUUAAUUGCUGUUAAUAUUUUUUAAAUAAUAAAGAAACAAAACUA